This is a messenger RNA of Acipenser ruthenus (sterlet), 1081 nucleotides long. RefSeq names its product ectonucleoside triphosphate diphosphohydrolase 8-like. The coding region runs from base 1 to 378 and encodes 125 amino acids. Gene Ontology annotation, biological process: nucleoside diphosphate catabolic process. Gene Ontology annotation, molecular function: GDP phosphatase activity; UDP phosphatase activity. Gene Ontology annotation, cellular component: plasma membrane. The record is from RefSeq and is a predicted model, not a curated record. NCBI's taxonomy places the organism in Eukaryota, Metazoa, Chordata, Actinopteri, Acipenseriformes, Acipenseridae. The transcript is spliced from 4 exons.
AUGCAUGAGCAGCAGACGGAGCAGGUGCUGGUGGAGGUGGGGAAGAUGAUUGGCUCGUACCCUUUCAAAUUCCAGGGCGCCCGCAUCCUGUCGGGGGUGGAGGAGGGGGCAUACGGCUGGAUCGCCAUCAACUACCUGCUCAGCUCCUUCAUCAAGCUGAAGACAGACUUUCCCACAGAGAAGGAGAAUAAUCUGAGAGAGUACUGCGCCACCAGCUGUUACAUCACCACUCUACUGGCUGAUGCCUACAAGUUUGACAACCAAUCAUGGAACAAGAUCGUCUUUGAGAAGAAGGCCGAUGACCCCGAUAUCGGCUGGAUGCUGGGCUACACGCUGAACUUGACCAACCUAAUCCCCACUGAGACCCCUGCGAGCUGAAAGGUCAUGGCUACAGCGUGCGGGCCGCCUCGGUCUUCUUCAUCGUACUGGUCAUUGCGCUGAGCCUGCUGGCCCUGGUAGUGCAGUGCUACACUCGGUGCCGCCGCAGCUUCAACUCACACCAGUCAGCCACUGAGUCACCAAAAAGGGGACAGUGAAGAAGAGGAGGAGGAGGACGAGGUCUGGUUAAUGUAGAGGCCAAGUAUGGAUUUGUCCCCAUCCUGGUUUUUGAUGCUGAAAUGACAGCAAUGGUACGGGUACUUCAGCAAAAAAAUGAUUUUACUGUUUUUUAGUGGAGCUCUGUGCAUGGCACAACAUUUUAUAACCUAUCCUGUAUCAUUUGACUUAAGGAUCUGAAAUCUAAAUACUCCAUUUCUGUCUUCAGUUGUACAGUGUAUGAUUAGAUUUUUUUAUAUAAAUAUAUAUUGUAGUAUAUUUGGAUUUCUUGGUUUUGGUAUGUUUCUGUUGUAUAGUGUUAUAUUUAUACCGGUUCAGAGGUCUCCAUUGGUAUUUCUGUUUAUUGCAUAUAUGUAAUACUGUAGAAGUGUUCUCUUAGGGGAAAUAGAUGCACAACUAUAUUCAACUAUAUUACUCUAAAAAUGAAUAAUAUUGAUUUCUAGUCUUUAACUGUGGUUUCAGUGUUUUCUCUUCAGAUGUAAAUGAGGAAAGGUUGACACUUUUGCAAUAAAAGGCUUUCCUGUGA